UUGGCUCGUGUGAGCAUAAUUUCAGGCAAACAAAACACCAAAAAGUAUGAAACGUUAAUAGCGGUAGUCAGACAUAACCUAUCCAAGAUGAAUACAUGCGGAUAUCUCCCAAUACUCGGUGUUUUAUUGUUGGCUUUUCAUGGUGUUUUCUGUAGCGAAUUUGCCGAGAGUAAAUGUGCUCCGUCGACGUUUAAAUUUCACGACGAGAUUUCAAGUGGCGAUAUUUUUAAGUCGUUUUGGCUGAACCGAAAACAGCGAAGAAGUGUGAAAUUUGUGGGAGAUGGACAACUGAAUAGGCCUACUGCAGAUCAGACACAAACUAAACCGCAAUUUGAAUGCGGUGACCGAGUUUUAACGCUUCUUCUAAAGCAUGUCGAUGUGACCAAUAUCCGAUUUUAUGGACCACAUGGAGACCUGCUUCACUUGGACCAUUUGGUAGCAUUUUGUGGCGUUUCCAUCAAGAAUACAAACAUGGAUAUUCGCCUGCUGUUCAACUAUGAUUCCUGUUAUAUGAGACAAGAGCAAACCAAAUAUGUAUUAUCUCUGAGCUGGUAUGGGGCAGAUCUUGACCUGUUCUGUCCUGUAAGUGUGACCCCUCCCUCCGUCACGUGUAAGAACAAUGACAUGGAAUUGACUGUUGUUGGUGAUGGAACCGCAGAUGAACUGUCAGUUGCAUUAAAUGGAGAAUGGGCACCUCUGCUUUACGUGGCGACUCAAUGCUGGCACCGGAAGCGGUCUAAGCAGGGAUCUCUCACCUUUUUGGUUCCAUAUACAAGCUGUGGCGUCACCAUCAGAGAUGGUCGUUCUGAUCUGGAAUUUAAAUUAAAAGACCAGAUUAUCACACGGUCCUGUCCUCAUGAGCCAAUACCAGUGUUUCCGGUCACUGACUCGGGGCUUUCUGUGACAAACCAACCACUGCCACAAAGGGAACCCAAUGUAUACCACAAGCCACCAACUGGAUUUCCAACAAAAGCAGCAGCCACUCAGAUAGUGGAGGAGCAAGCAUUUCCUGUUGAGCAACCGGCAAGAAAUGCAGCUAGAACACCCUCUCGACACGGACGUCCUUUGCUGCCUAGAAUACCGUCUUUGCCUGGCUCUUUUAAUCUAGCUGUGAACUUCCCGUUUUCACUUCCCAACCCAACACGGACGGCUCACAGAGACCAUUUAACAAGUAAACCUGUGACUCCUGCACCGACUUAUGCUCCGACCACUGAUCCUACUGUUCCGAGCUCCGAGUUCAGCUCCAAUAUUGAAAAUGGACCGUCCCAUGUCUCUUAUGAGCAGAUGCAACCGGAACUUGCUGAUCCGGUCACUAAGGCUCCUAAACCUGAAUCUCACUACAUGCAGUAUCCAUAUAAUUUUGAAAAACCUACUUCAACAACUCCUCAAACUGAGCCUUCUCCUGCUCCAGAAUAUCAACUUUCAAGAGUGUCUGUCCCUAGUGCUGCACUGUAUCAGUGGUAUGGGUCGGCUCAGAACUUUCCUAAACCUAAUCCACUUAAAGUAAAUCCUGCUUUUGCCAGCUUGGCACAGAAUAUUCCACCUGGUUAUUUCCUAUGCUCUUAUGACGAUCAACAACUGCAGAUUCACCCACAGAUGUUUCAGCCUCCUGUUCCAAAUCCGCCAUUGCAGUAUCAAAAUCCUAGUUAUCAAAAGCCUGACAUUACUCCGCUUGCAACUGUUAAUUCUGAUACACCUCCCAUGAAAGAAUACUCGGAACAUCAACUGACUAGUGCUGUUGCUUCUAGCGCCCUUGAUUCUGGUGUCCCACUUUUCCAGCCAACUCAACGUUUCCAGCCUCCUCAGUACCAGCAGUACUUUUACCAAAGUAGUUAUGGUCGUAAAGGUUCCUCCACACCCUUAUCACCUACUUCUCAGCUUAUUCCCAUAAAUAUGCAAUCUCAAACAAGGCCAUAUCCUCCUUAUCCUGCUUCUCAAGAUUCAAGACCCUUCCAGCCACAAUAUUACCAAAAGCCUAGUCAACCUUAUGGGUCAGUCCAACAGCCUUGGUCAACCAGUUACUUUCCUGUUAAAGGAUCGUCUCAAGAGUUGAGACCAUUUGUGUCCACUUCAAGCCAGACACCCGAGUAUCUCCAGUAUCAGACUGGUGGAGACCAAUCUCCAAGUCCGUAUCAGAGGUCUGUUGUCCAUACCCCUGGCACAGGGAUCUCAAGUCGUUCACAAUACCAGCCCAGUCGGUUUUCCAAACUCCCAUAUCCACCAUUGAGACCAGAGGUGCUUUCAGGUGAUGUUUCCACCGAAAAUACUGGAUCUAGACCUGUAGGAUUUUUACAGCCACGGUUCAAAGCUUCAAUUCCAAGGCCACCUGUGCACCUUCCUUUACUGAAAAAAACUGAGGCACAAGUUGCACAACUUCCUUACAGUCAGGGUCCUUCAUUUGGGUACAUGCAGAAUCCUAAUAUCCACUCUGAAAGGCCAGGAGAACCAAGAAGUCGGAAGCCUCAGAAUGACACCCUGCCACUGCACCAAUUCUUCAGACGGGCAAGAAUACCAAAGGAUGUUUAUGUGCCCCCACACUUCAGGUCUACCUCAGAGAAAUAAGUGCAAUUGGCAAAAAAGGCACCACACUCUGGUAUUUUGGGAGGUUUUGUUAACUUGUUUUCAAGCUUUCAAUAAAGUGUGAAAGUGACUUGAUAAAACUGUUCCAUUGAUAAUGCAAUAAAUAUUUUGUAA
Molecule: messenger RNA, 2694 nt
Organism: Sinocyclocheilus grahami
Lineage: Eukaryota; Metazoa; Chordata; Actinopteri; Cypriniformes; Cyprinidae
Product: pollen-specific leucine-rich repeat extensin-like protein 2
Exons: 5
Coding region: 88-2562 (824 amino acids)
Source: RefSeq, a predicted model, not a curated record